This is a messenger RNA of Cercospora beticola, 3492 nucleotides long. RefSeq names its product oxysterol-binding protein related protein OSH3 (gene OSH3). Gene Ontology annotation, biological process: maintenance of cell polarity; exocytosis; piecemeal microautophagy of the nucleus. Gene Ontology annotation, cellular component: intracellular membrane-bounded organelle; cytosol; membrane. The record is from RefSeq and is a predicted model, not a curated record. NCBI's taxonomy places the organism in Eukaryota, Fungi, Ascomycota, Dothideomycetes, Mycosphaerellales, Mycosphaerellaceae. Gene Ontology annotation, molecular function: sterol binding.
GGAAAUAGAACACGUUCGCCUUUCUGCACCUGCUCAGCACAUCCGCGCCAUAUUCUCAUCCUCGCUUCCAGUAGUGACGCUAUCAGCUUAGCAAACCGGUUUCUUUAUUUCCAGCCCGUUCCUGCUACGCACGAAGUCAUCGCCGAACGGGGGUGAAGCUGUCGCCGACCACCGAGAACGCCAGCUAGCCAUCCCAGCCAGCUUUACGGGCCACAGCUUUGUUGACAUCUGAUCCGCCGCAUGCCGAAUAUUAUGGGCGCACAACGAGCCAGAGUCAUAUGAAUAGUCAGCAGUGUACACGCCCUGCAAUCUCUUCCAUGUGCACCGGAUUAUGGCUGGAAUAGAGCAGAUCAUUGUGCACUCCAAGAGCUACGUCGUACGCUGGAUUCAGGUACCGGAGCAACAUUCGAUCUCGUGGUCCAUACAACCCAACAAAAAGAGCAUCAACUUCGGCAUCUUCAAGCACCCAGGCACACGAAAUGGCAGCCUACCGAGCGAGGAGAUCGUCGAGAACAAUGCGAAGGACAUCCCAACUACACCCGCCCUCGAUGGAGUAGAGAGGCCGAAGCAGGUGCCGCGCCGCCCUUCAGUCACAGAGGGCAAGGGGGACGUGGUGGAAAAGCUGCACAAUGUGGGAAUCAAGUCUGUGGCAUGGGCUGGAAGAUGUGAGGCGGACAAAGUAGCCAUGGGCCGCUACGACGUGCCAGGCGGAGAAGGAGGAGCAUAUGGCCUGGUUUUCGACAACACUUUCUCGAAACAGACAUCGAAGCAGGUCACGCUCGUGCUCAUGACCCAUCCUACCAACUCGCCGCCGAAGUCAGGACACCACCUCCACUAUUCGCAGGCGUUUUCAAGCAACAGCGGUAAUACCGUCAGUGGCAAGAGCAGCAGUCCUUCACUAAGACCCGCGAACGAUUCGAGCGACUCUCUGGCAUCAAAUCUGCAUCGUGCAGUGUUGGAAGAUCCGAGACCACAUUCGAAAGGCGGAGUAGAGACAAAGGGCAUCGAGGGAACCACAUUCUACACCGGCACACUUUACAAGAAGAGGCGAAAGAAGGGUCAGGGAUAUGCCAAGCGAUUCUUCUCGCUGGACUUCACAAGCUCGACGCUUUCAUACUAUAGAAAUCGGCAUUCUUCUGCGCUGCGUGGUGCGGUGCCUCUCUCACUGUGCGCAGUCGGCGUGGAUGAGAACACAAAGGAGUUCUCAGUCGACUCUGGUGCAGAAGUAUGGCAUCUCAAGGCGCUGAACAAAAAGGACUACGAGGGUUGGAGGGAUGCCUUGGAUCGAGCAUCGCGUACAGCAGUGACGACUCCAGGUCCAGGGACGCCAUUGAAGAACUUCAAAGACCUCCCGAUGCCAAGGAGUCCCAAUCCUGAAGAGGAACGCGAGUGGGCACGCGUGGAGCAAUUGGUUAGCAAGGUGUCUGGUACACGCGAUGCCGUCAGAGGUUUGGCGAAGGACACCGAUCCGAAAUACACAUCUGGAUCCGGAGGUAAUGGCCUUGGAUUGACCACAUCUGCCAGUAGUAGCAACAACGGCAGUCCUUUGUCAUACGACUCGGCCAACCAAUACUUCCCUGAGGUUGACGAGAAGAGAGACAGCAAGCGGCCAUUCUGGAAGCGACAAUCAAGCGUAGAGCGCAACUCAACUGCUCUGUUCCGCAGAAGCGUAUCCGCGCAGCUGGCGGUACCAUCGCCCAGCACAGCAGGAGCCAGCUCCCCUCAGCCAGGUGGCUUGAGUGUACGAAAGCGUCCGAGUGGACAGAAUCUCGAAGCCUCGAAUCAAAUGGCAGAUGCUGAUGUCCACGAACGUUGCAUAGCGCUUCUUCAGGAUCUGAACAAAGUCGUGUCAGAGUUCUCCGACUUGAUCGCGCAAAGCAAGACGCGAAGGCAGCCGCCAGUGCCAACAGCAAACUCAAGACUGUCACUGGAUUCGAUCGAUGAUCAAGAGUUCUUUGACGCGACCGAUGGAGGCGAGAACCCGUCACAGCUGCUUAACAUACGGCGUUCCAGCGAUCUCACUAAACAGAACGAGGAAGAGGAUCUUUUCGAUGAUCGUUCCGAGGCAGAUUCUGACACUAGUAGUGAUGCUGGUGAACGACCUGCGGGAUCGGUACUUUUUUCCGCGGCAGGAAAGAGCGCAGAGUCAGCAUUGUAUCCGAAAGUACCGGACAAGCUGCCACCGUUGCCGUUACCGCGGGUCAAGCGACGAACCACUGUUACUGGACCGAAGCAGCCCCCUCCGAGCAUCAUUGGAUUCUUGAGGAAGAAUGCAGGCAAGGAUCUCAGUCAAGUCGCUAUGCCCGUCACAGCCAAUGAGCCGACUUCUCUGCUUCAGCGUUUGGCCGAGAGUGUUGAAUAUUCUCAGCUGCUCGAUGCAGCAGCAGGAGCCAGCACGCCCACGGAGCGCUUGAUGUACGUUUCGGCAUUCGCGGUAUCAUUCUUCUCCUACAAUCGUGUAAAAGAGCGGGCACUACGCAAGCCGUUCAACCCCAUGCUUGGAGAAACAUUCGAACUUGUACGAGAAGACUUGGGUUUCCGCUUCGUUGCCGAGAAAGUCAGCCAUCAUCCUGUUCGCAUGGCGUGCCAGGCCGAAAGCCUCGCGAAUGGAGGCUGGUGCUACGCACAGUCGCCAAAGCCGGAGCAGAAAUUCUGGGGCAAGUCAGUCGAACUCAACAACGAUGGCAGAGCACGAGUGGUGCUGCAUGCUUCCGGCGAGAGGUUCUCGUGGAAUCAAGCAACGUGCUUCUUGCGCAACGUUAUCGCCGGCGAGAAGUAUGUCGAGCCAGUGCAAACGAUGACUAUCCAAAGCGAGACCAAUGGUAUGCGUGCUGUGGUGUCCUUCAAGGCAGGCGGCAUGUUUUCCGGACGCAGCGAGGAUGUCACCGUUCAGAUUUUCGAAGGCGAAACCCCAACCGGCGUGGAGCUUGUAGGAAAGUGGACCGACAGCCUGAAGCGAACAGACACAGACGAGACGAUCUUCAAAGUCGGCUCUUUGGUGCCUAACGCAGCCAAGGUCUAUGGAUACACCAGCUUCGCAGCAGCUCUCAACGAGAUUACCGAAGUCGAGGCCAAUCACUUGCCGCCGACCGAUUCUCGUCUUCGACCAGAUCAGCAGGCACUGGAAGCUGGAGACGUGGACAAGGCCGAAGGAUUGAAGGCACGUCUGGAAGAGAGGCAACGCGCUCGGAGGAAGGUUUUGGAAAGUCAUGGACAGACAUGGAAGCCACAAUUCUUCGAGAAAGUCGCCAAUGUCGACGGCGACGAGGAAGUGUGGAUGUUGAAACAAACUGGAGGAUAUUGGGAUAAGCGGGCUGCUGGUGAUUGGAGUGGCGUACAGGAGGUGUUUGAGACGUGAGCCGGGUGCCGCGUUGACCUUUUUGGAGGAGAUACCCGACUAUGUGUGUACGAUAUAUGUGGUACUACGAGAGCGCAGACAUGGUUACUGUGUUCGAUAGCAUGAGCGAGAAAGUGAUUCGAUGGAUUACCGAC